AUGACAGAGCUGGAUGCCUUGGCUGCCAAACACUGCAAAUACGGCGCGGAGUACGGGCUCAAGAUGUAUCGUUGCUUCUUGUUGACCCGCUACGAGUGCUGCCGAAUAUGGCUCAACAUUGCGUUUGAUGAUCCCAAGUCAGGCUAUGAGAGAUCAGUGGACAACUUUGACCGAGUGCUCAAGCAACUAUCAUGGUUGGAGUCACAGAUCCCACACGAAGGGCCUUUCUCGGACUCAGUAUCGCCUCCAUUCGUAUUCGAGACCGGGUUCGGGGCAAACCUGUUCUUUCUAGUGACAACCUGUUGCGAUCUCGAGAUGAGGCUGGAGCUCAUCAGAUUAAUGUCGAUUUUCGCACUGCCCAGAGAGAAUCUUUGGGAAAAAGAUGUGCUCAUUGCGGCGGCGAAGAAGAUCAUCGAGGUGGAGCAUGGAACCAAGUUUGAAGACCUCGCACAGUCUCCAACCGCGCCCUCGUACUCAGAGGAGACCCCGACUGAAGAUGAAGACGAAGAUGCAGAAGCAGAAGAGGAACCCGAUUUCGGAACGCCAGAGAUAUGGGCGGAGCAGGGAGAGUCGCAGGACGGUUCAGGCACGGGUGAAGAAAAUGGAGCUCAUAAGUCUGGUAAGGUUCUCAGGCGUGAUAACCUGGCACUUUUCGGCUCAUACCUAAUGAUUUUGAAUCCGUUCAUGAGUGGGAAGAUUGGAUCAUGA
Molecule: messenger RNA, 708 nt
Organism: Colletotrichum chrysophilum
Lineage: Eukaryota; Fungi; Ascomycota; Sordariomycetes; Glomerellales; Glomerellaceae
Exons: 1
Coding region: 1-708 (235 amino acids)
Source: RefSeq, a predicted model, not a curated record